Molecule: messenger RNA, 657 nt
Organism: Pedinophyceae sp. YPF-701
Lineage: Eukaryota; Viridiplantae; Chlorophyta; Pedinophyceae
Source: the annotation of a GenBank genome assembly
AUGUUCAGCGCCAGCUCUCUCGUUGGGCAGCGGGUGGCCAUGCCCGCCGCGCCGGUGCGCGCUCCGCGCGCCCAGCGGAUGGUCGUGUCUGCGGGGGCGACCUUCGGGGAGGGCGUGAAGGAGUCGCGGAUCGGGAAGAGGCCCAUUGACGUGCCCAGUGGCGUCACUGUCACGGUGAAGGACCAGGAGGUGAAGGUCAAGGGCCCGAAGGGCGAGCUCUUCCGCGAGCUGCGCCCGGAGGUGACGGCGGAGGUGGACGGGCAGACCCUGUGGGUUCGGCGGGCCUCGAACGACCGCAAGGCGUUCGCGUACCACGGCCUGUCGCGCACGCUGUGCAACAACAUGGUGCUCGGUGUGUCGGAGGGCUUCAAGAAGGAGCUCAAGCUGGUGGGCGUGGGUUACAGGGCUGCGGUGUCGGGCAACACGAUCAACAUGAGCCUGGGUCUCUCGCACCCGGUCGACGUCGAGAUCCCCGAGGGCAUCAAGGUGUCGGUGCAGAAGAACACCGACGUGACCGUGGAGGGCAUCGACAAGGAGGCGGUCGGCACGUUCUGCGCGCAGCUCAAGGCCCUGCGCCCGCCCGAGCCGUACGGCGGCAAGGGCAUCCGGUACGCGGACGAGCGCAUCAUGCUCAAGGAGGGCAAGAAGGGCAAGUAA